GACUCUUUUCUGUCGUCCUUUUGUAUGUUUUAUUGUAUUCUUUUCCUUCACAUCAUCACUACGUAUUACCCACACUCUUACCAAUGAAAACAGAAAAAAUACACUCUUAAUAACACAGUCUCGUCUUCGAACGUCGUAAAGGCCAAACAAGAGAAACACAGUGGCUAAAUCCACCCACAUUAUCAGCGUUAUCAUAUCCUUAUCCUCUUUGUCUUGAACAAAAACAUAAACAACGAGCAGAACCAAAAAUGGCGGCCCAAUUUUUUUUCAUUGCCAUUCUUUUUUUAAUCCUAAUACAGGUGACUAAACCAGAUCUUGUCAACGACAGAGCAGCGCUGUUAGCCCUUCGUUCCUCGGUCGGAGGUCGAACCCUGUUGUGGAACAUCUCCAAUCAGAGUCCAUGCUCCUGGGCUGGGGUCAGGUGCGAGCAGAACCGCGUUACAGGGCUUAGGCUACCUGGUGUUGCACUCUCUGGCGAAAUCCCACCUGGCAUUUUCGGGAACUUGACCCAGCUGCGCACCCUCAGUCUCCGUCUCAACUCGUUAACCGGGCAGCUUCCUUCGGAUCUUGCUCUUUGUGAAAAUCUCCGAAACCUUUACUUGCAAGGGAACCGUUUUUCGGGUGAGAUCCCGGAGUUCCUGUUUGGUCUUCAUGAUUUAGUGAGGCUAAAUCUUGGCGUUAAUAAUUUUUCUGGGGAAAUCUCUGCUGUUUUCAACAAUUUGACGAGGUUAAGAACUUUGCUUCUGGAUAGCAACAGCCUUUCUGGGUCAGUACCUGAUUUGAGUUCUUUGCAAAAUCUCAAUCAGUUUAAUGUGUCAAAUAAUUUGUUGAACGGGUCAAUACCAAAGGGGUUACAGAAAUAUGGGUCCGCCGCUUUUCUGGGGAAUUUGCUUUGUGGACAGCCACUUGACAAGGCUUGCCCUGCUACUGCUGUUGCCGGUAAUGCAACUGAGUCUGCGAAUCCCACGGACGAGAAUAAACAAGAGAAAAAGAAGAACAGAAAGUUGUCUGGAGGUGCAAUUGCAGGUAUUGUGAUUGGAUCUGUGCUGGGAUUUCUAUUGAUUAUUAUAAUUUUAAUGAUUUUAUGUAGAGAUAACAGCAGCAAGAAAACGAGGGCAAUUGACAUUGCUUCGAUUAAAAAUCAAGAAUUGGAGAUUCCUAGGAAGAAAUCAGGUGGGGAAAUGGAGAGUGGUGGACAUGGAAAUGGGUAUUCGGUGGCGGAGGCAGCAGCAGCAGCAAUGGUGGGUGGUGGUGGUGGAGUGAAAGCAGGUGAAACCAAUGGGACUGGAGCUAAUAAGUUGGUUUUCUUUGGGAAUGCGGGGAGAGUGUUUGAUUUGGAGGAUUUGUUGAGAGCUUCCGCUGAGGUUUUAGGUAAAGGAACGUUUGGAACAGCAUAUAAAGCAGUGUUAGAUGGUGGAAAUGCAGUGGCUGUUAAGAGGCUCAAGGAUGUGACAAUUUCUGAGAGGGAGUUCAAAGAUAAAAUUGAAGGGGUUGGAGCUAUGGAUCAUCAAAAUUUGGUCCCUCUCAGAGCAUACUAUUUUAGUAGGGAAGAAAAGCUUCUUGUCUAUGAUUACAUGCACAUGGGAAGCUUGUCUGCACUUUUGCAUGGGAACAAAGCAGGAAGGACUCCACUGAACUGGGACAUUAGAUCUGGAAUUGCUGUUGGAGCUGCCCGUGGAAUCGAAUACCUGCACUCUCAAGGGCCUAAUGUCUGUCAUGGAAGCAUAAAAUCGUCAAAUAUCCUCCUCACUAAAUCCUACGAGGCUCGAGUUUCCGAUUAUGGCCUAGCACACCUUGUAGGGCCUUCCUCCACUCCCAAUCGAGUGGCUGGGUACCGGGCACCAGAAGUGACUGAACCCCGCAAAGUAUCACAAAAGGCUGAUGUUUAUAGCUUUGGUGUGUUGCUUUUGGAGCUCUUGACUGGGAAAGCCCCCACCCAUUCGAUCUUGAAUGAGGAAGGAAUUGACCUCCCAAGAUGGGUGCAGUCAGUUGUUGGGGAGGAAUGGACAUCUGAGGUUUUUGAUAUUGAGCUCCUUAGGUAUCAGAACGUGGAGGAACAGAUGGUUCAACUCUUGCAACUUGCAGUAGAUUGUGCUGCCCAAUACCCUGACAAGCGCCCCUCUAUGUCACAAGUGACAAGGCGUAUUGAGGAGCUACGUCGUUCUAGUUUGGGAGAAGAUCAGCCUGUUAAGGUCAAUGAUGCCGAUGAGUAAGCUCAGUCCGGCCACCAAUACCAUAUUCUCUGAUGGAUUUAUCCCUGCUUUAUCCAUAAUUAGUAUGUAAAGCUUUGUGGUCUAAAUUUUCCUUUGUUAGAUGCCAAUUGUCUAUUUCUUUUCUCCUUUUUCCAUUUCCCUCGGUUCCUCCCAAAAAAAAAAAAAAACCCAGCGGCCAUGGUACUAGUUUUUAUUUUCUUUUUAUUUUUUUAAUUUAUAUUUAGAGGUGGAUAUACGUUCCAUUUGUUCUUUAUCGGGUGGAUCUUAGUGGUUUGAAUUAUUACUUUUGCUUUUGAUGCAACUUUUGAUCUGUUUGACCAGGCUGUUGUUUCAGUUGCUUUGAAACGUUG
Molecule: messenger RNA, 2563 nt
Organism: Durio zibethinus
Lineage: Eukaryota; Viridiplantae; Streptophyta; Magnoliopsida; Malvales; Malvaceae
Product: putative inactive receptor kinase At1g48480
Biological process (GO): protein phosphorylation
Molecular function (GO): protein binding; protein kinase activity; ATP binding
Source: RefSeq, a predicted model, not a curated record